Molecule: messenger RNA, 1368 nt
Organism: Sclerotinia borealis F-4128
Lineage: Eukaryota; Fungi; Ascomycota; Leotiomycetes; Helotiales; Sclerotiniaceae
Source: the annotation of a GenBank genome assembly
AUGUCGAACACUCAGGUCGGAAAUGUCUAUCAGCAGAUUAUCGCAGAUGUAGUCGAUAGCUCCAGAGUUGAUUUCGAGGAAGGUGGUGUUGAUGAACAGGUAUUGGAGGAAUUGAAAAAGGGAUGGCAACAAAAGUUGACACAACUCAAUGUUGCUCUGUUUCCCUGGGAUCCAAAGCCUGAACAACAACCUAUGCAAAAUCCUCCAACGGUACCCUCAAACUAUCAGCAUCCAGGCCCCCCUCUCAACCAACCAAUAUAUCAAACUCCAAUGCCUCAUGGCCCUCGUAUUAAGACUGAGCCUAGUAUGGAGACUCACGGCUUCCUCCCUCUUCCUAUGUCACAACCACCCCCUCACAACCCUCUUAUGACUAUGCCCAAUGCUUCACCUGCUCAACAGCGCGCUGCUCAGAAUCUCCAUGCAUCUUAUGGUCAGAGAGCUGCGGCCUCGAUUCAAUCCAUUCAAGGAAGCGGCGCUGCACCACAGCAGCAAGGCAUGUCGCAAUUGAGCCCACAGCAGCAACAAGCUAUGCAUGCGCAACAGCAACAGCAUUUGCAAAUGCAACAAAUGCAGCAGCAGAGACCAAGUAGCGGCGUUCCCUCACAGCAGCCACAAGGACAAUCCCAAAGUCAACAAAGCCAACAAGCUGCAGCUGCUUAUAGACAAAACUUGGCAGCUCAGCAGGCUCAACAAUUACUGCAGCAGCAGCAGCAGCAGCAGCAGCAGCAGCAAAGAUCAUACCAAAAUGCUCAAAAUGCUCAAAAUGUCCUAAAUGAUCAGAAUGCUCAGAACGGUCAGAAUGGUCAGGCUCCUCAGGCUCCUCAGAACCCUCAGAACCCUCAAGGUGGCGUUGGAAGUGCACAGACUGAUGGGGCUGGUGGUGAGACUGGUGACUCUAUUGGAGUUAUUAAGCAGUUCGAUUCUCGAGGAGAUGAGAUUGCCAUGGGUCGGGUUGAGAUUGAUAACCUCAUCCGUGACAAGAUUGAAUCUAUGGGCAAGGCUAUGGAAGGCGGUGGUCUAAUGCUCCCACUCAGAGAAGCCACCAAAAUUUCCUCAAACAAGCAACGUCAACGCAAGACCUUAUCAAGCUCGGUGCCACAAACAGAUGGGCCUGGCUCUAACGAUGAUGACGAAAGAGUUAAGGAAGAAUUAGAUGAAGAUGCAAUCAACUCCGAUUUGGAUGAUCCUGAUGAUGGGUUGAAUGAUGAUGAGGAUGAUGAUGAGGGUAUGGGUCAUAUUAUGCUUUGCAUGUAUGACAAAGUCCAGCGAGUCAAGAACAAGUGGAAGUGUGUCAUGAAAGAUGGAGUCCUUACCGUCAAUGGAAAGGAAUACGUGUUCCACAAGGCAACCGGAGAAUAUGAAUGGUAA